GACAGAUGGAUAGCAUACUGAAUAUAAAGAGGAUAGCAAAUAAAUAACAUUUAGUAUUCAAAGAUUAUACCAGCCUGGUAGGUUGAUGGUAAAUGUGGAUUGUAUAUGCCCGACAAUGUGUUAUUCUUACUUUGUGUAAUCAGAUUUUUAACCAUUUGAUAAACAUUUGUGUCGAUUGUUCAGAAUGUCAAGGUUUCGCUUGCCAUGUUUCGUGUUGGUUGUAGUGACGUCAUCAAUUGUAGUGACAAACAAUGCCACUUUAGAAAUAGCAGUCGGGCAGCAAGAUGUCUUCAUUGGAACGACAACUCUUGUCUUGGCGUCUGCAAAUGAUAUUCUCCAAAGGAGUCGGCGUUCGUCUGGUAUUGCUGCUGGUUUCCCUUCAAUCUUGUCCUUCACCUUCAAAGUAGGAGACAAUGAUGUCCGACUCAAUUUGAAAAAAAAUAUCUUUAUGGACCAUUCGCCACCAUUUUAUGUGGUUCGUCAAGGGAAAAUAGUGCGAGAAAUCAACCAAGAGUUUUUAAGUAACUAUGCCUACUACCAAGAUAAAGAAUCUGGCGCAGCAGUGAUGGUGAGCUUAGCUUUAGGUCAUGGCGAGUAUUUAUUGACAGGCAAUUACUUCCAUGCUGGGGAGGAGUACUCAAUACGGCCUCUGAUCGGAAACACAAGCCUAGGAGCUGAUCACGUCAUCUAUAAACUUUUUGAAGAGACAAAUCCAAAGGUCAAUGCAGACAUUAGUAAAGAAAUGAAAAAAGAUUCAAACACGAGCAGUUCAUGGGAAAGUUCAGCCAACACUACUACUUCCAAAUCUAACGCCGAUAUUGUUGAGGCAAAAUACGAUUUCAUCUUGCCAGAGAGCUCAGUCCUCACUGAAUUAAAUUUAGACAGUCCUUUGGAUAUUUCUUCCUGGGGUGUCUCAGAAGAAUACAGAAAUGACAGCAGUUACAACAAAAGCACUAGUUUUUCAAACAAAGUAGAUGGCUUACAUGAUAGAAAGGGAAGUGGCCAGGAAAGAGAGAAACGACAAGCCAAUGUUUAUGUCGUGGAGCUGUUAGUCGUUAUCGACUAUGGAGUUUAUGAAGUAUGGUUGAAUGGAGUGUCAGAACUUGAUUAUGACUUCAGACGCAGGGAAGCUCUACGCAGGAUCAAACAGUUUUAUUCCUUCGUCCUCAAUGGGAUUGAUUUACGUUACAACAGUGUUCAAAGAAACGCAGACUUUACUAUUGAUGUGACAUGGGCAGGCAUCGUUGUUUUUGACAAACCUGAUCCCGAGUUUUGGAAAAAUUCAACUUUUCGUCCACAUACAUCACGUGACACUGUAGAAUCGUCAGCUGCACUUGAAGCGUUUCGGAAUUGGGCGGCAAGCGAAGGGCUAAACUUGCCAGCUAGUGAUCAUGUUAUGCUUUUUACAGGACACAACUUAACUUACGGAGGAUCUGUGUCUAACGCAGGCUUGGCUUAUCUUGGUUCAGCGUGCAACUCUGAGUACUACUUUUCCAUAGUGGAAGAAUAUUUUGAAUUUCGGGAUGUGGCUAUAGCUGCCCAUGAACUUGGCCAUAGUCUUGGUGCCAGACAUGAUAUGGAUGGAAAUACCUGCCUGUCAUUUGAUCGCUACAUCAUGACUUCAAGAUUUCAAUUCCCAACAUUUCGAAAAGCCCAGAACCCCUGGUUGUUUUCUCCUUGUUCUAUAGAUUAUUUUAAAUCAUUCAUUGAAGCAUUAAAUAAGAAUGACACCAACUGUCUAAUAACCAAAGAAUCCAGUACAGACAACAAGGAAAUACAACCGUUUUUGAACUCUCUUCCAGGAGAGGUGUAUGCGGGUGAUGACUUCUGUCGAAUUGGAGAUGGCGCUGAGUCAUAUAUUUGUAGGGAUCAACAUAUCUCAGACUAUAGCAGUAUUUGUUUCGCUGGAGUUUAUUGCUACAGUCCUGAACUCAAGCAGUGUUAUCCUAAACUCCCACCCGAUGGAUUCUCUUGUGGCAAUAAAAAGUGGUGUUGGAAUGGGACAUGCCAACUAUCAGAUCAUGCACCAGCUACGCAAGGAGACGACUGUCCUUUUGGGGACGACCCUGGUCUGAUCGAUGGAAAGACUUGCACUGAGUUAAUGAGGACGUCGCGUUCAUUUUGUUACAGAGCUUUGUUUAGAGCUCGCUGUUGUUUCUCCUGCUACAGUGUCCAACUUCAGUUUCCUGGUUGUGAAUUUGGCGACAUGCUUGACAUUUGCCAAAAGGACCAGUGUACUUCCUAUGACUUGGACUAUGCCAGGGAGAAUUGUUGUGAAACUUGUUCAGAACUUUUCUACACAAGAUCUAGCAUCACAAGGGAAUUAACCACUAUGUCAAGGGCUUGGGAGGAGAAACGCGGCACCUCCACACCUACCACAAUGGAUGUCACGUCCAGUCCGUUGUUCAAUGUUAACAGAUUGAAAGAAACUCAUAGAAACGCGAUCUCGUCUCCUCGGCCAAAUUUAGCUAGUGAAGAAAAUGAAAGUUCAGAUGAAAAAUCCAAGAAAUCCAGUAAAACGAAUAGAAAUACUUCAAGGCCUCGCUGGUUACAACGGUCAGACCAAAGAAACGAAAGGCUGAGUCAAGUCCUAUCACUCUUGCGGCAUAAUUGGCCAGAUGAGUCUUCUCUUCAAUAUCUACGUUUCUUAUUGUACAUUCUCUAUCAUACCAGAAUCAAGAACGAACGGAAUGAUUACUUGGCACAGAUCAGGACUUUGAUACACAAGAGUUCUUCUAGCAAUGAGAGACAGAUCAACAGUAACUCUUCCAGAAAGGAAACUUCAGGCAUUAAUGGUUCAAUCCUAAACAGUUCUCUCAAGUACUUGAAAGCUGUUAGGAGAACUGAUGAGGAUGAUGGGGCAACAGAAAAAGAAAGAAAUGAUGACCUGACACAUUUGAAUGAUGAGAGAAGCAAGGAGUACAGUGAUGAAAGAUAAUUAAACGCGACUAUAUGAUCGAAACCAAUAAACAAGAAAAGUAUGAAAAAUACUUUUUAAAAAAAAAGAUAGAUUUAGACUAAUAAUAAUAAAUGUGUGCUAUUAGAAAUAUUUUUACCAAUUGUUAUUGUUUAGCGCAAUAUCAUGCUUUUAGAUUUCUCAAUUCGCUAUGAUCCUAUCACUUGUCUGAACCAAUUGAGAAAGGGGUGGGUGAGAAAGAAGGUAAUAUCUGUGUAAUGGUUACGGUGAUCGCUUUUUAAAUGCAUUUAUAAAAAAGAAGUUGGAACGACCUAAAUUCGAACUCGAUGGCUCAGGUCUAUUUAAGUUUCCUCAAGCCAAAAUACUAUAGCUACUGAGCCAGGGUAAGUGCUUAUGAAAAUAGAAGGUUUUAUAAAUAUCUAUUGUUAGUUUCAAACUUAAAAGCGGCCACCUAUUUCUUUCUACAUAGUUUAUCUUAACUUAAGUAUUACAGACGUUACUUCAAAAUAGAAGACGAUUACGUCCUACGCUUGUCCCUACGUCAAUAUAGUCAUGCAUGUUAAUCAAUGACUUAAACUCUUCCAAGUCUCUGGUUUUCCUGGCCGACUCUGACAACCUAUUCCAUGUUCAAAUAGCUCUAGCGAAAAAUGAUUAUCUUUGUGUCUAUCUGAGUAUUUUAUUAGGCUUUAUUUUUGUAUUUGAAGAUUAUGGUUCAGUGUUUUAUAUAUUAUUUUUUUGUAUAAUUGCUACUUUACUCUUAAGUCUUCUAUCCUGAAAGGUCUUUAUUAUUGAUUUUUUUUUAAGGUGUUACUAGAAUCAAAUGUGAAUAUUCGUUUGUUAUGAAUCUCACUUCUUUAUUUUGUGUCUGUUCUAGUUUUUAUUGUUUUGAGGGGUCCCUAACAGAGGAUGCAUAUU
Messenger RNA from Biomphalaria glabrata, 3832 nucleotides. Its product is annotated as A disintegrin and metalloproteinase with thrombospondin motifs 6-like. Bases 185 to 2938 code for a protein of 917 amino acids. The record is from RefSeq and is a predicted model, not a curated record. Gene Ontology annotation, biological process: proteolysis. The transcript has 18 exons. Gene Ontology annotation, molecular function: metalloendopeptidase activity. NCBI's taxonomy places the organism in Eukaryota, Metazoa, Mollusca, Gastropoda, Planorbidae.